Molecule: messenger RNA, 1513 nt
Organism: Rattus norvegicus (Norway rat)
Lineage: Eukaryota; Metazoa; Chordata; Mammalia; Rodentia; Muridae
Gene: Chi3l3
Product: chitinase 3-like 3
Exons: 11
Coding region: 16-1221 (401 amino acids)
Biological process (GO): carbohydrate metabolic process
Molecular function (GO): chitin binding
Source: RefSeq, marked validated
AAUCCUGAGGACACCAUGGCCAAGCUCAUUCUUGCCACAGGUCUAGCAAUUCUUCUGUAUGCACACCUGGGAUCUUCCUAUCAGCUGAUGUGCUACUAUACCAGUUGGGCUAAGGACAGACCAACAGUAGGGAGUUUCAAAAUUGGUAAUAUUGACCCUUGUCUGUGUACCCACUUGAUCUAUGCCUUUGCUGGGAUGCGGAAUAAUGAGAUUAUCAACACAAGUGAGCAGGACUUGAUUGACUAUGAAGCAAUAAAUUAUCUGAAAGACAGGAACACUGAGCUAAAAACUCUCCUGGCCAUUGGAGGCUGGAAGUUUGGAUCUGCCCCGUUCAGUGCCAUGGUCUCUACUCCUCAGAACCGGCAGACAUUCAUCAAAUCAGUCAUCAAAUUCCUUCGCCAGUAUAAGUUUGAUGGCCUCAACUUGGACUGGCAAUACCCUGGGUCUCGUGGAAGCCCUCCUAAGGACAAACAUCUCUUCAGUGUCCUGGUGCAGGAAAUGCGUAAAGCGUUUGAGAAAGAAUCUACUGAGCAAGAAAUCCCAAGGCUGCUUCUCACUGCCACAGUAGCUGGAGUCAUUGACACAAUCCAGUCUGGUUACAAGAUUCCUGAACUCUCUCAGUCACUUGACUAUUUUCAAGUCAUGACAUAUAAUCUCCAUGAUUUCCAGAAUGGUUACACUAGAGAAAAUAGUCCCCUCUAUCAAUCUCCAUCCGACACUGGAAUAUAUGCCUAUCUCAAUGUGGAUGCAAUCAUAAGCUACUGGAAGGAUAAUGGGGCAGCUCGUGAGAAGCUCAUUGUGGGAUUUCCAGCAUAUGGGCAUAACUUUAUCCUGAGUGACCCCUCUAACACUGGAAUUAAUGCCCCUAUUGUCAGUACUGGCCCACCAGGGAAGUUCACAGGUGAAGCAGGACUCUGGGCUUACUAUGAGAUUUGCACAUUUCUGAAUGAUGGAGCCACUGAUCUCUGGGAUGGCCCCCAGGAAGUACCCUAUGCCGUUCAGGGCAAUGUAUGGGUUGGUUAUGAUAAUGUCAAGAGCUUCAAGAUUAAGGCUCAGUGGCUCAAGGACAACAAAUUAGGAGGUGCAAUGGUCUGGCCCCUGGACAUGGAUGACUUCACUGGUUCUUUCUGUCAACAGGGAAGGUUCCCUUUGACUUCUACUUUAAAGCAUUAUCUAGGUGUACAGAGUACAAAUUGUAUGGCUUAUAAAGAGGAGCUUUAACUGGUAAUUUGUCCUUGAACCUAUCAGAUUAAGAGCAAAUUCAAACAGCUUUUCCAUAGUGGAUUCUGUAUCACCCUUCGAAGGAGAAUAAUAGCAAUAAAUCCUGGGCUUGCCUGAAUUGAAUCCCAGAGCAGUACUACUAAAAUGGAUGUCUUGUCUGCUGUACCAGCUAAGAAGAAACCAAGAAUGGCCUUCAUCUGUCUGCUUUUUGCUAAUCUCUGAACAUUGCUUGCUUCCUGCAAAACUACCUUGCAUGUUUCUGGCUUUCAUAAUAAAUUCAACAUUCAAAAUA